AUGGGAAAGCCAUUAGUCAAGUCAGAGCCUAUUUCUCCAUGUAAACUAUACAAUGAUAAUGGUGUUCCCAUUUUUCAUCCAGAUUUAUUAAAUAAUAAAUUGCCUGUUUAUGCUGCUUUACAAUUACUUUCUGGGGCAGAUUUAAUUGAAGAAAAAAGUAUUAAAAAUUAUUUAAUUCCAAUUCAAUCAAAAUUUGUUACAAUUGGAAGUGGAUUAACAUUAAAAAAUAAUUGUAUUGAUAUGAGCCGUUUUUCUUCAUGUAGACAAGUACAAAGGCAACGUGUUUUAAUUUUCUUUGACAAGUGUAAAUUAGCGUUUGAAAUGGUGGCUUUAACUCCUUACAACGAACUGCUUAAAAAUUGUGAUAAAAAUAUUUGUUCAUGUUUAAACCAAAAAAUAAAAUUGGAAGAAGAUUUAAAUGAAUCUCAAUAUUUAAUUCCUUCAUAUAAAAAUUCUUCAACUUUGUGGAGUGGAGCAUUAAUAAGAAUUGGAUGUUUAAAAUUUAUUUUUGUUGGAUUGGGUGUUAAAAUGCCCAAUUUAAAUGGAAACCAAGAAAUAAUAAGAGGACCAAUUUCUGAAGCAGAAUUAAACGAAAAAGAAUUUGUUACACCUGAAGAUGUUUUACGAUUAAAUUGUGUUACUGAAGGGUUUCUAUGCCGCCCAGAAGACAAUAUUUAUGAUAUUGAAUUUGUACGCUUCAAAGUGCGCGAUAUUGAUUCUGAAACUGUUCUUUUUGAGAUAAACAAACCUGACGAAAACGAUUCGGCCACAGAAGACGAUACAAACUCACAAGAACAAGCAACAGAAAAUUCUAAUGGAGGGGAGGAAGAUGCGACAGACAACAAUGAUGAUGAAAAGACCUUUACUCCCCGUUUUAUUCGUUAUUAUUUUAAGCCGUCGUUUUUACGACUUCGUCAUAUUGGAGCAACUAUGGAAUUUGUAGUAGGCGAUAAACCUGUCAGCAAUUUUAGAAUGAUUGAACGCCACUAUUUUCGGGAUCGACUACUAAAAAGCUUUGAUUUCGAUUUUGGUUUUAUCAUUCCAAAUUCACGCAAUUCAUGUGAGCAUAUUUACCACAUGCCGAGAUUAAGCGAUUCUUUGAUCGAGGAAAUGCUUAAUAAUCCUUUUGAAACAAAAUCUGACAGGUUUAAUUUUGAUAAAUAA
Messenger RNA from Meloidogyne enterolobii, 1164 nucleotides. The record is from the annotation of a GenBank genome assembly. Lineage: Eukaryota; Metazoa; Nematoda; Chromadorea; Rhabditida; Meloidogynidae.